This is a messenger RNA of Toxotes jaculatrix (banded archerfish), 1870 nucleotides long. Its product is annotated as tumor necrosis factor receptor superfamily member 6B-like. The coding region runs from base 1 to 1062 and encodes 353 amino acids. The transcript is spliced from 3 exons. The record is from RefSeq and is a predicted model, not a curated record. Gene Ontology annotation, molecular function: protein binding. Lineage: Eukaryota; Metazoa; Chordata; Actinopteri; Toxotidae.
AUGGAUAACUGGUCUGCUAGUUGUUCUUAUUUUCUUCAUGUUUCAUGGUUGGAUUUCGUUGUAUUCCAUUAUAUUCCCAGUUUCUCCCUGUAUAACUCUGUAUUUCCCUCCGUCCUCUCCUGUCUCCUUCCUUCCCUCCAGAUGCUCGUACCUUUCCUGGUGCUGAUGUCACUGCGCAUGGCUCUUGUUGACGGUGUCGGCGCGCCCGUCCUGACUUACAGGGAAACGGACCCGACCACAGGCAAGCAGGUGGAGUGCGAGCGCUGCCCGCCGGGGACCUACCUGCGCUCGCGCUGCACGUCGACGCUAAAGAGCGAGUGCGCUCCGUGUCCGACGGGCUCGUUCACCGAGCUGUGGAACCACAUCGGGAAGUGUCUGCGCUGCGGCGUGUGCGGACAGAACCAGGUGGUGAAGACGGCUUGCACCGCGAACAGCGACUGCCAGUGCGAGUGUAAACGGGGAUUCUACUACAAGAGGAAGUACGACCUCUGCGUCCGCCACAGCGAGUGUCCGUCAGGACAAGGAUUGCUGACCGCAGGUACGGCAGAUGAGGACACAGUCUGCCACAUAUGUCCCAAUGGCACCUUCUCUGACACCGUCUCUGCUCACCACAACUGCACAGAGCACCAGAGCUGCUAUGCCGUAGGGCUGCAGCUGCUGCUGAGGGGCUCCACCUGGCACAACAGCGUGUGCAUGGCAGAUGAUGGGCUCGCGUCCAGAGAUGGAGCCAUCUACCUCAAAGAAAUCCUCCCGGCUUUCUUCCUCCACCAGAAAACGUCCAUCAGGCGGCUGCGUCGGAUUGUGCACAACCUCCCCUCUGAGGACGGCAAAAAACAGGGAGGAACUUCACAACUUAACCUUUCAGAACUUAAUGUGCGGCUCAACGCUUGGGUCGCUUCUGCUACCCCAAAACAAAUUCGGGAGUUUCCUGCCAUACUGAUGAAAAUAGGAGCAAACGGCGCCGGUGAGAGACUACGGAACAAGCUGCAGAGAAUCGACAGCAAACUGAUGGAGCUGAGUGCUUUGGGGAACGAGGUGCAUUCAGUUUUAAUGCCAGAAUAAGACGAGAUAGAAAACAGUGUUCAUUUCAAAAAACGGAACUUCUGAAUCUUCAAAGUUCAAACAUUGCUAUUCAAGAUGUUCCGUCAAAACAGGCUUUAGAACUUUUUAGAUUAGUUAAAGGAGAGCACCAGUCACUCAGAGGUUAAGUUCAUUUACUAUCUGCAUCUACCUAAUUAGCACCCCUCCCAUUUCAGAGAAUUCCAGUGUUUUGUUGUUUUUUCCCCAUAAAAUAGACCAAACAGUCCAAACCUUAUGGUGUCACCAAGCUGGAAAUGACCUGAUGUCCUGUGUCAUGAAAAAAAUAAAUAAAUGGAUGUUAUAAGCAACUAUGCAGGGCAACAUGCUUUGGAGGACGCUUCAUUUCAGGUCAGGUGAUCGACAGGAACAGGAUCUAAUUAUUUAAGGAGAAACAGAAAAAAGUGUGUUCACUCUCCAAAGAAUUGUAGUAUUUGUACUCAGAAGUACAUUCCUCAUUCCACAACAUAUCUUUAUGUUGUGCAUACGUACUAACAUGAGGAAGUAACGUACUCCAAAGUACAAAACUGCUUUAAAAAAACACAGGUACUACCCUUAAAAACAUACAAAGUGUUGGUCUACGCUAUAUCUACCUCUUCCUACGGCUACAGUUAAACACAGACACGGCACCGGUCCUGCUAAUUCCAAAGGUUUCUGUGUGACAGCACAAUAUGUGAACUGAGAUUUUAAUUUAUUUUGCUAUUUAUAUGAAUAAGGUCAUUGUAUGCACGUGGAGCUGGGGCAGCUUUGAACGCUUUGACCCUCAAAUAAAAAUGAACACAAAUAUGUUCAA